UUAUUCAUUGUGUUGACUGCUGCAGGAGUAAAAAAUUGCUUAUUAUAUAAUUUAUUCCAGAUUGCUAUUUUAAGAUUCAGUGAUCGGUUACCUCCUGUUACGGAAACAAGUCGCCAGAUUUUCGCUUGUCUAAAAUGGUACUCUCCGUUCCUACAAUUGACAUUUCUGCUUUAAGAGCAUCAAAUGACGUGUCUGAAAAAUCUAAAGUCAUCCAGCAAAUUGGAGAUGCUUGUGAACAAUGGGGAUUUUUCUAUGUGGUAAACCAUGGGGUCGAUCUUGAUUUGGUGGAAAAGGCGACCACGCUAGGCAAGUUAUUCUUCCACAUGCCAAAAGAAAUCAAGGACAAAGUCGCUAGAAGUGAGAACAACUUUCAAGGGUUUUCAGACAGUGAACUCACCAAACAAAAGGUUGACUGGAAACAGGUAUUCGAUUUUACUCCAGAAUUACCCGGUGGAUCCUUAGCUGAGUCAAGUAUGGGUGUUCAUGGAAGAAACCAAUGGCCAGAUAUCCCUGAAUUUCAGGACACAAUGGAAAAGUAUCUUAAAUCCAUGCAAAUCCUUGCGAAAUCACUGUUCUGUGCCGUACUGGAAACUUUGAAUGCAGGGAUGGAUUGCAAAAACUUUAUUGAGUCUUCAUGUUUUCCCGGAAACGAAGAAACGAGCGUGUGUCGGCUCAAUUUCUAUCCGAAAUGUCCGGACCCCGCCCUUCACCUGGGCGUUGGACCACAUUCUGACCCUGCAAUUUUAACCGUGCUUUUACAAGAUUCUGCAGUUUGUUCUCUUCAAGUACAAAGAGAUGGGAAAUUUUAUGACAUCCCGCCCGUUAAAGACUCAUUCGUGAUAAACAUUGGUGACAUGAUGCAAGCCUGGAGUAAUGGAAAGUAUAGGGGACCAGUUCACCAAGUUUUGGCGAAUCACGACAGCGAUCGGUUCUCCUUGCCGUACUUUCUGGCACCUGCCUACAGUUGCAUCGUGGAACCCUUGGGAGUAAAAGAGGAGGAGAAAAAGUAUAAAAAAAUUCACUGGGGACACUUCCGAAAAGCGAGAUACGAAGGGGACUUUGCCGACCGGGGGGAAGAAAUCCAGGUCUCACAUUUUGAAAUGUGAUUGUUAGAUAAUAAUAUGCAGAAUUGAAUUUUUAAAGGAGCUGUAUAUGUAUUCAUAAAAAUCAUGUAUUCAUGCACCCUAAUUUGUUUCUGAUUUAUUUGCUUGCUAUUGAAAUUUACUUACAUACGAUUGUAAAAUAAUAGCAAUUUACUUAAUAAGUACUUCAGUAUUUAAUUACAUAAAAAUUGAACUCGGGUGGAGUGGAUGGAGAAGAAAAUCAA
Molecule: messenger RNA, 1327 nt
Organism: Folsomia candida
Lineage: Eukaryota; Metazoa; Arthropoda; Collembola; Entomobryomorpha; Isotomidae
Product: probable 2-oxoglutarate-dependent dioxygenase At3g111800
Exons: 5
Coding region: 135-1106 (323 amino acids)
Molecular function (GO): dioxygenase activity
Source: RefSeq, a predicted model, not a curated record